Messenger RNA from Physeter macrocephalus (sperm whale), 777 nucleotides. RefSeq names its product sigma intracellular receptor 2-like. The record is from RefSeq and is a predicted model, not a curated record. NCBI's taxonomy places the organism in Eukaryota, Metazoa, Chordata, Mammalia, Artiodactyla, Physeteridae.
CAAGACUCAAUGUGGCCACGUCGCGUUCCCUCCAGCAUAGUCUGGCCUCCUGCUCUGCCCAACCGAUGGAUGAUGGGGCCUCUGGGCACCCGGCACGGCCUGGAGUGGCUGCUGGGCCUCUACUUCCUCUCCCACAUCCCAAUCACCCUGCUCGUGGACUUGCAGGCGGUGCUGCCGCGCGAUCUCUACCCCGUGAAGCUGAGAAACCUGCAGCAGUGGUAUACUGAGUUCAAAGAUCCCCUGCUACAGAACGCCCCGGUGUGGUUUAAGUCCUUCCUGUUUUGCGAGCUUGUGUUUCAGCUGCCUUUCUUUCCUGUCGCAACAUAUGCCUUCUUCAAAGGAGGCUGCAGGUGGAUCUGCACCCCUGCAAUCAUCUACUCGGUUCAAACGAUGACAACUCUGAUUCCAAUCCUCUCCACAUUUCUACUCGAGGAUUUCUCCAAAGCCAGUGUUUUCAGAGGACAAGGACCUAAGACUUUCCACGAACGACUAUUCCUUGUAUCUGUCUACAUGCCCUACUUUCUCACCCCUCUUAUACUUCUGCUUUUCAUGUUGCAGAACCCCUACUACAAGUCUGAGGAGAAAAAAAUGAGGAAAAAUAACCCCGGGUCCAGGGGAGAGGUGACCACGGGGCAGUUUCCUGUUGGACCCAGUACCAGGAAAAUGCUCAGAGCCCAUGUUUUCAGUAGUAUUUGAAACACACCAGCAGCAACACACAUGGCCAAGGCACUGGCAGGAGGCACAUCAAACCCUCAUCUUCCAAGGGCACUGGCAUAA